Messenger RNA from Oncorhynchus kisutch (coho salmon), 7914 nucleotides. Its product is annotated as neuroblast differentiation-associated protein AHNAK-like. Bases 271 to 6090 code for a protein of 1939 amino acids. Gene Ontology annotation, biological process: regulation of RNA splicing. The transcript is spliced from 5 exons. NCBI's taxonomy places the organism in Eukaryota, Metazoa, Chordata, Actinopteri, Salmoniformes, Salmonidae. Gene Ontology annotation, cellular component: nucleus; cytoplasm. The record is from RefSeq and is a predicted model, not a curated record. Gene Ontology annotation, molecular function: protein binding.
GGGGAGGGUUUGUUUUCACUGAGUGAGGCACCUGGAAGGCAUGCCGAAGGUGGAACCAGUUUGUUUGCUUUGGGGAGGGUAUGCUUUCGCUGAGUGAGGCAAGGGGUAGGCAGUCCUACAGGAGUACUGAACAGCAUGGACUGCUAACACUGUCACAACUUUCUCACAUCGGUAGUAAAACUCCUCGGUGGCGGAGUAACAAGAAACUGCAUGGUCUAAACAACCCAAUGGAGACUAAGGUUUAGACAGAAGAGCUUUUCAUAAAGGAUCAUGCCUGGUGUCCGCAGCGGGAGGAGGCUCUCUGAUGGGCUGAUGCUGGAGCAAUCAGAGGAAGGACAAUUGGUCGUUUCCAGUGUUGUCGAUGGCUCCUUGGCCAAUCAGGGUCUGAAAGAAGGAGAUGAAAUUGUGGGUGCCACAAUCAACUUUGACCAACUUUCGAAAGACGAUGUGUUGAAAAUACUGAGGUUGAUGGAUGAUAAUGGAUUUGAUGAGAAGGUUCAAGUUCUGACGAAAAAUAAUUUGCGCAAGAGUAUGGGGACCUUGGACAGCAUCAAAGCACCAGAGGAGAUGUUGAAGGAUUCCUAUAACAGACUCAAUGCCAAAAUAAAGAAGUUCAUGAAGGAGGACAGCUCUGGACAACCUACAGCUUCUGGGGAAAGAUGCUCUCCUAACGCGCAGGUACCGAGACCUCUCUGGGCCAAGCCUGAUGUCAGAGGAACAGACUCUACAGUGACUCUCAAUACUCCUGGUGGAGAACUUUCGUUGCCUAAUGCCAACAUGAGUACAAGGGAUCUCUUUCUAGCUCAAUUGAAUGGGUCUAUAGAGGCUGAUCCUGAUGUCAAUAUCUCCAAUUUACCUUCAGUAGACCUUAAAGGUUCCAAAAUAGAUCUAGAAUUGCCAAAUUCAGACAUUGGCAUCCCAUCUGGGAAGAUCAAAACACCAAGUCUUGGUAGGGCUGACUUUGCUAUAUCUGGACCAAGAUUUAAGAAUCCAGACCUGGACCUCUCAGUGGAUGAGAUGUGUGUAUCAGAUAUCAGUUUGCCUGACCUCAAUAGUCCAGAUAUUGACAUACCCCCAGGUAAAUUCAAACUAACGAAACCACAUGCAGAACUCAAAGCUUCUGAUUUCGAUGUGAAUGCCCCCUCUGGUAAACUGAAGAUGCCCAAAUUUGAUGCUGAUGUAAAAACACCAAAGCUAAUUCUCAAAGCUCCCAAGAUAAAAGGUGGACUUGAUGCACCUGACUUGGACUUACCCAAAGUCGACCUGAAAUCACCUAAAUUAGAUGUAAACACUCCAGAUAUUGACAUUGAUUCACCCACAGGGAAAUUGAAAAUGCCCAAAUUGAAAAUGCCAACAUUUGGAAUGAAGGGGCCUCAUAUUGACAAACAUGGAGAUAUAGAGGGACCAGACCUGAACUUGUCAUCUCCCCAACUCAAGGGUCCCAAAGCAGACCUCAACAUUCCAGAUCCUGAUAUUGGCCGCCCAUCAGGAAAAUUCAAAUUGCCAACUUUCAAGAUGCCAGAUUUAGGUUCCUCUGGACCAAAGGUUAAGGGGCCUGGCUUUGAUCUUUCAGCCGACAAGUUUAAUGCUGGGAUUGAUGCCCCUGACAUGGAUUUACCAGACAUGGACCUCAAAGCCCCUAAAUUAGAUGUAAACACUCCAGAUAUUGACAUUGAUUCACCCACAGGGAAAUUGAAAAUGCCCAAAUUGAAAAUGUCAACAUUUGGAAUGAAGGGGCCACAUAUUGACAAAGAUGGAGACAUAGAAGGAUCAGAACUGAACUUGUCAUCUCCCCAACUCAAGGGUUCCAAAGUAGACCUCAACAUUCCAGAUGCUGAUAUUGGCCAUCCAUCGGGGAAAUUCAAAAUGCCAACUUUCAAGAUGCCACAUUUAGGUUCCUCUGGACCAAAGGUUAAGGGGCCUGGCUUUGAUCUUUCAGCCGACAGGUUUAAAGCUGGGAUUGAUGCCUCUGACAUGGAUUUACCAGACAUGGACCUCAAAGCCCCUAAAUUAGAUGUAAACACUCCAGAUAUUGACAUUGAUUCACCCACAGGGAAAUUGAAAAUGCCCAAAUUGAAAAUGUCAACAUUUGGAAUGAAGGGGCCACAUAUUGACAAACAUGGAGAUAUAGAGGGACCAGACCUGAACUUGUCAUCUCCCAAACUCAAGGGUCCCAAAGCAGAACUCAACAUUCCAGAUGCUGAUAUUGGCCGCCCAUCAGGAAAAUUCAAAAUGCCAACUUUCAAGAUGCCACAUUUAGGUUCCUCUGGACCAAAGGUUAAGGGGUCUGGCUUGGAUCUUUCAGCCCCCAAGUUUAAAGCUGGGAUUGAUGCCCCUGACAUGGAUUUACCAGACAUGGACCUCAAAGCCCCUAAAUUAGAUGUAAACACUCCAGAUAUUGACAUUGAUUCACCCACAGGGAAAUUGAAAAUGCCCAAAUUGAAAAUGUCAACAUUUGGAAUGAAGGGGCCACAUAUUGACAAACAUGGAGAUAUAGAGGGACCAGACCUGAACAUGUCAUCUCCCAAACUCAAGGGUCCCAAAGCAGACCUCAACAUUCCAGAUGCUGAUAUUGGCCGUCCAUCAGGAAAAUUCAAAAUGCCAACAUUCAAGAUGCCAGAUUUAGGUUCCUCUGGACCAAAGGUUAAGGGGUCUGGCUUGGAUCUUUCAGCCCCCAAGUUUAAAGCUGGGAUUGAUGCCCCUGACAUGGAUUUACCAGACAUGGACCUCAAAGCCCCUAAAUUAGAUGUAAACACUCCAGAUAUUGACAUUGAUUCACCCACAGGGAAAUUGAAAAUGCCCAAAUUGAAAAUGUCAACAUUUGGAAUGAAGGGGCCACAUAUUGACAAACAUGGAGAUAUAGAGGGACCAGACCUGAACAUGUCAUCUCCCAAACUCAAGGGUCCCAAAGCAGACCUCAACAUUCCAGAUGCUGAUAUUGGCCGUCCAUCAGGAAAAUUCAAAAUGCCAACUUUCAAGAUGCCAGAUUUAGGUUCCUCUGGACCAAAAGUUAAGGGGCCUGACUUGGAUCUUUCAGCCCCCAAGUUGAAAGGGGGAAUCAGUCCCCUAGAUCCGAAUCUGCCAGAUCUCAAAGGCCCCAAACUAGGCCUAAAUGCACCAGAUGUAAACUGUAAUAUGCCCUCAGGUAAAAUCAAAGUUCCUACAUUGAAGAAACCAAAGGUUGAUCUGAAUGCUCCUGAUCUGGACAUUGAUGGCCCCUCUGGUAAACUGAAAAUGCCCAAAUUUGGGCUGUCUGGUAAAAUGCCAAAAUCCACAAAACUGAAUCUCAAAGCCCCAAAGAUAAAGGGGGGAAUUGAUUCCCCAGACUUGAAUUUACCAGAUGCUGACCUCAAAGCCCCUAAACUAGAUAGAAAUUCCCCCGAUUUUGACAUCAAUGCCUCCUCUGGGAAAUUCAAAAUGCCCAAAUUCAAAAUGUCUAAAUUCAGAGGCCUAAAAAGACCAGAUGUUGACAUUGAUGGAGACUUAGAGGGUGCAGAUAUAGAUAUCAAUGCCCCCACAGCUAACCUCAAAGGUCCCAAAACAGGUCUAAAAAUGCCAGAUUUGAAGAUGCCUGAUUUCAGGCUAUCUGGGCACAAUGUAGAUAAACCUAACUAUGACUUACCUGAUAUUGAUCUCUCAGCCCCAAAGCUAAAGGGGGGCAUCAAUCCCCCAGAUUUGCAACUACCUAAAGGUAAAAUCAAAGGCCUAAAACUAGACCUCAAUGAUCCAGAUUUGGAUGUUGACGCUCCCUCAGGAAAACUAAAAAUGCCCAAAUUUGGACACUCAGGCACUAUGCCAAAAGGACCAAAUCUGGACAUAAAUGCAGGUGCGAAAUCACCAAAGUUCAGUCUAAAUAUGCCAAAGAUAAAAGCUGGGAUUGAUGCGCCUGACAUGGAUUUACCAGACAUGGACCUCAAAGCCUCUAAAUCAGAUUUAAACACUCCAGAUAUUGACAUUGAUUCACCCACAGGGAAAUUCAAAAUGCCGAAUUUGAAAAUGUCUACAUUUGGAAUGAAGGGGCCACACAUUGACAAAGUUGGAGAUAUAGAGGGACCAGACUUGAAUUUGUCAUCUCCCAAACUCAAGGGUCCCAAAGCAGACCUCAACAUUCCAGAUGCUGAUAUUGUCAGUCCAUCAGGAAAGUUCAAAAUGCCAACUUUCAAGAUGCCAGAUUUAGGUUCCUCUGGACCAAAGGUUAAGGGGACUGACUUGGAUCUUUCAGCCCCCAAGUUGAAAGGGGGAAUCAGUCCCCUAGAUCCGAAUCUGCCAGAUCUCAAAGGCCCCAAACUAGGCCUAAAUGCACCAGAUGUAAACAGUAAUAUGCCCUCAGGUAAAAUCAAAGUACCUACAUUGAAGAAACCAAAGGUUGAUCUGAAUGCUCCUGAUCUGGACAUUGAUGACCCCUCUGGUCACCUGAAAAUGCCCAAAUUUGGGCUGUCUGGUAAAAUGCCAAAAUCCACAAAACUGAAUCUCAAAGCCCCAAAGAUAAAGGGGGGAAUUGAUUCCCCAGACUUAAAUUUACCAGAUGCUGACCUCAAAGCCCCUAAACUAGAUGGAAAUGCCCCCGAUUUUGACAUCAAUGCACCUUCUGGGAAAUUGAAAAUGCCCAAAUUGAAAAUGCCUAAAUUCAGAGGCCUAAAGGGACCAGAUGUUGACAUAGAUGGAGACCUAGAGGGCCCAGAUAUAGAUAUCAAUUCCCCCACAGCUAACCUCAAAGGUCCCAAAACAGGUCUAAAAAUGCCUGAUUUGAAGAUGCCUGAUUUCAGGCUAUCUGGCCCUUAUGUAGAUAAACCUGACCAUGAUUUACCUGAUAUUGACUUCUCAGCCCCAAAGCUAAAAGGGGGCAUCAAUCCCCCAGAUUUGAGACUACCUAAGGGUCAUCUCAAAGGGCCCAAUUUAGAUCUCAAUGCUCAAGAUUUUGAUGUUGAUGCUCCAUCUGGUAAACUGAAAAUGCCCAAAUUUGGGCUUUCAAGUACAAUGCCAAAAGGACCAAAUGUGGACAUAAAUGCAGGUGCGAAAUCACCAAAGUUCAGUCUACAAAUGCCAAAGAAUAAAGGUGGGAUUGAUGCCCCUGGUGUGGAUCUACCAGACAUUGACCUCAAAGCCCCUAAAUUAGAUGUAAACACUCCAGAUAUAGACAUUCAUUCACCCACAGGGAAAUUCAAAAUGCCCAAUCUGAAAAUGCCUCAAUUUGGAAUGAAAGGGCCAGAUAUUGAUCUAGAUGGAGAUAUAGAGGGACCAGACUUGAAUUUGUCAUCUCCCAAACUCAAGGGUCCCAAAGCAGACCUCAACAUUCCAGAUGCUGAUAUUGACAGUCCAUCAGGAAAAUUCAAAAUGCCAACUUUCAAGAUGCCAGAUUUAGGUUUAUCUGGACCAAAAGUUAAGGGGCCUGACUUGAAUCUUUCAGGCCCCAAGUUUAAAGGGGGAAUUAGUCACCCAGAUUUGGAUCUGCCAGAUGUUGACCUCAAAGGCCCCAAACUAGACCUCAAUGCACCAGAUGUAAACUUUAAUAUGCCCUCAGGUAAAGUCAAAGUACCUACAUUGAAGAAACCAAAGGUUGAUCUGAAUGCUCCUGAUCUGGACAUUGAUGGCCCCUCUGGUCACCUGAAAAUGCCCAAAUUCUUGCUGCCUGGUACAAUGUCAAAAUCCCCAGUCUUGAGGCUCAAAGCUUCAAACAUUAAGGGGGGAAUUGAUGUUCCAGACAUGAAUUUACCAGAUGCUGACCUCAAAGCCCCUGAACUAGAUGUGAAUGCCCCAGAUCUUGACAUCAAUGAACCCUCUGGGAAAUUCAAAAUGCCCAAAUAUAAAAUGCUUAAAUUCAGAGACCUAAAGAGACCAGAUGUUGACAUUGUUGGAAACUUAGACGGCCCAGAUAUAGAUAUAAAUUCCCCCACAGCUAACCUCAAAGGUCCCAAAACAGGUCUAAAAAUUCCAGAUUUGAAGAUGCCUGAUUUUGGGCUAUCUGGGCCAAAUGUAGAUGAAUCUGACUAUGACUUACCUGAUAUUGACCUCUCAGCCCCAAAGCUAAAAGGAGGAAUCAGUCCUCCGGAUUUGAGAAUAUCUAAGGGUCAUCUCAAAAGCCCAAACUAGACCUCAAUGCUCCAGAUAUGCCCUCAGGUAGAUUCAGAGUUCCAACCAUAGAGAGGCCAAAUGGUAGCAUCAAAGCCACUGAUUUUGACAUCAACACUCCUACAUUCAAAAUGCCUACAUUUGGGUUGUCUACACCAAAAUGACCAGAUCAUGACAUCAGUGCUGACCAUGGUUAAAUUGUCAAAGAAGGAAGGAUGGGAUUGGUUCACCAGAUCUGGACCUACCUACAAUUGACUUAAAAGCCCCUAACAUAGAUUUAAACACUCCAGAUAUGAACAUUGGCUCACCGUCUUGGAAAUUCAAAAUUCCUCACCUCAAAUGCCUAAAUGCGGGCCUUUCUGGUCUGAAAGGUCCAGAUGCUGGAAUAGAUGGAGACAUUGAGGGACCGGACCUGAGCUUGUCAACCCUGAAAGUAAACACAGGGAUCGGUAGUCCAGAUUUAGACAUAAAUGUUCCCUCUGGUAACCUCAAAGGCCCCCAAGCUGAUCUCAAUUUGCCAGACAGUAACGUUGCUAUACAAUCUCGAAAAUUCAAACUGCCGUUGUUAAAAUUGCCUCAGUUUGGAAGUCCCAAUUGAAGAGCAGUAUCAGCUAUGGACUUUAUGAAAACAAAUGACAUUUCUCCUCCAAAAGCUAAAGUGGAUCUAAAAGCACCAGACUUGAAAGUUAGUCACGCAGAUGUCAGCCUGAGCUUACCCAAAGCUGAUAUCAGAGGCCCAGAAUACAAAGUGUCAUCCCAUAGUAAACGCAGAUCUGAUAUCCCAGGUAGAGCGCAUAUAAAAGAUGUUGAAUGCCAGGUGGAGUAUAUAUAAAAGUGCCUGUUGGGAAGUCUAGGAAGGUGAAAGGUACGGCUAGUUAUCCCAUUGCAGAUAUUGAUUUGCCAAAAGUUGAUUACCAAGUGUUUGGUGUGGAUCUCAGAGGUUCAGACCUUAACCUUGAUGACCUCACAGUGAAAUUCUAAAUUCCCAAAUCCAAGACUUCUACAUUGGGUAGUUAUACAAGAAUACCAGAUAUAGACUCAAGUCUUCCCAGUAUUAACACCUCAAUCCCUAUAUUCCCAACCCAAAGUGGGGAUUAGUGGUUUCACAGACAGAUUUUAAUUUGAGAAGAACUGACCUCAAGGGCAAUAAACAAUCAGAAAGCCCCAACUGGUGAAACCGGCAGAUAAAAAGAAAGGACCAAAAUAGUCUAAAAUUGUAGUCCAUAUGACAAGUUUGACUCAUGGUUCAAACCCACAAAUUUCUGAAGAUCAAUAAUAUUUAAUCGCUGUACAGUAUUUCCCAAACAUGUCAAAGGGGAUGUACCAGACGGAACUGGGAGCCUGAGAAAUCGGCACAAGGAAGAGUCAAACCUUAGAUCUCAAACACUCAGAUGUCUCGAUUUCAGUGCAUCAAAUGUGGACCUUGAAGUUCCAGAAGAUGAGAACUUAAAAGGGUCAAAGCUUACAAAGCUUAUAUAGCAUUCAGACAACUGACUAAAUGUAAUUUUAGGCUUGUUUGAAUCACAAUCUUCUGUUGAAACAUAAUGCAGAAAACUUCUGUUACUAGCACUUAUUUGUACUUUUUAUGUAAAUUGAUUGGUGUUUGUUAUGAACAUGUUGAAAAUGUAUGUGUAAAGGGUUCUCAUUUUGUCUUUGGUUUUACAAAAUGGAUGAAAAGCUAUUUGAAAAUGUGUUUUUACUGUACACUUGCUGUUUUACAAUAAUUUGUUUUAUCUUUAUAUUGAUGUAUUAACAGUAGGCCUUAUUUUCCAUAUUUUUGCAUUUGAAAUAACCUCUGGAAAAUUCAUUCUGUCAAGUAUGAUAAAACAUUUAACUCAACUGCUA